GGGCUCCGUCACUGCCACAGUCCAUUCCAUCACUCUCCCCUGCCUUGAUUCUUACCCACUUCCAAAAGCCCACAACUUGUCUUCUCUUCCUUACGACAUCGUUAUUCAUCAGCAUCUUCGACUCGCAAUAACAGCAUCAGCUCGUCCUCAACGACUUCGCGAGCGCACUUUACCCUGAGCCUAUACUAGAUCGCAUCAUUUCUCGACUCUCUUAUCUCUAGACGCAAUGGCUCCCCCGCCGAACCCCAAUCUUCCUCUCCAGGAGAGGCUUCUGGCCCUUGCAAAGACCCUCCAGUUCGGUUGGUUUGUAGGACACCUCACCCUGAUCCUUACAACGGGCCGAUAUUUCUUGUCCUGGAUUCGAAUGAACUACUACACCCGCAUGGCUCAGCUCUCCUACCGUACUGCCUUUAUCGCUGCCGCUGUCACCUAUGGCAUCGUCGUCUACAAGACCAUGCGCGCUCGCGCAAAGACCGGCGCCCGAGCUGCUCCCACCCCCAUGGCUCUCCUUGCUGAUGAGAACAUCCAGUACCUUGCCAUGGCCCUUGUGUGGCUUUUCUCUCCCCAGUACCCCCUCGCCUUGAUCCCUUACACGAUCUACUCGGUCUUCCACGUUGCCACCUACACCCGCGCCAACCUGAUCCCCGUUGUCCUUGCGCCCAAGCCUGCGCCCGAGGCUGCCGAUGGUGCUUCUCCUAGCCGCCAAGCUGUCAACAGCCCUCUUGCUAACCAGAUUGGCGCCUUCGUCAAGGAGUACUAUGAUGCUUCCAUGGCCAUCGUCUCCUCCCUUGAGAUCGCUCUCUGGGGACGUAUUCUCCUCUCCGCUAUUCUCUUCCAGCGCCGAUCUUGGAUCCUCAUUGUUCUCUACACUGCUUUCCUCCGUGCUCGUUACAGCCAGAGCACUCAUGUCCAGAACUCUUUUACCCAGCUCGGUGCUCGUGUCGACUCCCUCGUUAGUGCUCAGGGUACUCCCCCUGCCGCGCGACAGGUCUGGCAAGGUGUCAAGGAGGCCGGCAAGCAGUUCCACGAUGCUACUGACGUCAGCAAAUACAUUAGCGGCCCUGCUAAGAAGACCUCAUAAGCUCGAGACGACGAUACGCAGCUUCAGGUCAUUCUGACUUGAUCAUACUUAACGGAUAUGAAUUGAGACAUAGCGGAACCAGACAACAUUGAAACACCAUGACGCUACGAUUGGACUGGCUGCUUUGCAGCUAAACGCGACGACGAUUUCAGACUGGACAAAGAACAUGGGUGUAGCGAGUACAACUGCACAACCAUGGGAACGUGGAAAAGAGGCUUGGCCUCGUGACUGUAUUUGUUAUUCCUAUACUUGGAGAACUUUUCUGGCGACUGUUCUCAUGCGCAUGCGGAGGGAGCUUUGUGGGCCGAGCAAAUCGACUUGGUGCACAAGAUAUUCAGGAGGAAAUGGAAGUGGCCAUGGGAAUGAUGGGGGAGAUAACGAAGGAGACUGGAUGGAUGGGUAUGGAUUUCCUGGUGUUAGCUUUAUUGUAUUGGAAUUUCAGGUUUGAUCAUGACUUGUGCCGUUGUUACAGUGAUUUGCA
This is a messenger RNA of Fusarium oxysporum Fo47, 1562 nucleotides long. RefSeq lists its product as uncharacterized. Gene Ontology annotation, cellular component: membrane; endoplasmic reticulum. The transcript has 4 exons. Gene Ontology annotation, biological process: endoplasmic reticulum tubular network organization; membrane organization. NCBI's taxonomy places the organism in Eukaryota, Fungi, Ascomycota, Sordariomycetes, Hypocreales, Nectriaceae. Bases 227 to 1081 code for a protein of 284 amino acids. The record is from RefSeq and is a predicted model, not a curated record.